Molecule: messenger RNA, 1390 nt
Organism: Rubroshorea leprosula
Lineage: Eukaryota; Viridiplantae; Streptophyta; Magnoliopsida; Malvales; Dipterocarpaceae
Source: the annotation of a GenBank genome assembly
AUGUGAUAAAGACUAUAGAAGCAAUGUUUGACAAUGCAUUUCAAUUUCAAAAAGCAAUUGAGGGAGUGAACAGUGCUGGAGACAAAUGGGAGGCGCAACAGACAUGGAAAACUGAAAUGGUAGUAGCUAAAUAUACUGGGAAGAUCUCAGGCCCGAAGGAAAGGAAUGAGACGAAGCAUAUUGGGGGGCCUAACAUGCAGGAGGGCAGCCCAAGCUAUGCAGCAUCAUCUAACAUGGGCUUGGCCCAAAAAACAAUAGAGGAGACAAACCCAAAUCCAAAAAAUGUGGCAGAAACAGAAGACAGAUCAAAUAAUGGGAAAAAGAGGUGCAAAAACAGGGAACACAAGAUAGAAAGGAAGGAAAAUUCAGAAACUGAGAAGGAAAAUAUCAAAGACAACGAGCUUGCAGAAGAAUCGAAGGAAAGUAAAGAACAAGAUCUCCCACGAGAAGCUCAUAGAAAAAAUAAAAAGGAAGCGCAGAUCUGGAGGAAAAGGAGAUCGAAGAAGUCUAUAAAGAUGAGAAAGAAGAAAAUAAGCUUGUGUAGUUUGGUUUACUCAAAAUCAAAAGAUGUUGGAGAAGGAUUGCAAAAAAUAAAAGGAAAGAGAAGUACCAACAAUCAACAUGGGGGAGGGAAGGUAGAUUCGGAAUUUGUAGCGAGCCCAAAUGGUGAAAUUGCGGGUGAAUCCAUUGUCAAUAGUGGAAUCCAAAACUGCAAUAGAGCAUGGAGGAAGAAAAUGAGUGACCAGCUUGCUAAGGAAAUUUGGGAUUUAGCUAAACAUCUUGGUGCUACAACAGAGAAUGAUGAAGAUAUUAUGCAGGGAAUUGAGGGAAUGGAGUGCAGAGACAGGCAGACAAAGACAGAAUUGGGGAGACAAGGAGUCGGCGAUGAAAAGAAAGUACGCAGAUCUCAGGUGUUCAGGAAAAAAGAGGUUUUAGUGGGGAGAAGUUAUAUUGGUGUGAGUGGGUUAUGGGGGGAGGAUCAGACAUUGGUAUACAUAUUGAAUGUCUGUUCCCCAUGUCAAUUGAUGGGAAAAAGAGCCUUAUGGAAGGAGUUACUAAACCUGAUCAUGAGUAGAAAGGGUAAUUGGUGUUUAAGAGGAGACUUUAAUGAUGUAAGAUGUGUAGAGGAACGGGCAGGAUGCAGGGAGAUAUCGAGGGAAAUGAAAGAGUUUAACUUUUUUAUUCAUGAUGUGGGACUAGUUGAUUUACCAUUAGUGGGAAGAAAAUACACUUGAUACAAUUCCAAUUGCCAAAGCAUAAGUAGAAUUGAUAGAUAUUUGCUAUCGGAAGAAUGGCUUAUGAAGUGAAGUGAUGUAAAGCAAUGGGGAUUGAGAAGAACAGUGUCAAAUCAUUGCCCUAUCAUGUUGAAGAAUGAAAGGAUUGAUUGGGG